AUGAGCGACGCCAUCUUGAAUGUAUUUCCAUUAACGACAAGCAAAUGGAGAGUAAACUAACAUUUGCAUUGGAUCCGUAUAGUGAUUUAUAAUAGCUGUGUUCUAAAAUCAACUGAGAAAAAUGGGUCGACCGUCGACCAUGCUCAAUCUACUUUCAACUCGACAGUCGAAAUGAAAAUGGCCGCUGAGGUGAGGUGGCUUUUGAUUUUUCAUAUAUUUUCGAUAAUUAAUGCAGUUCUCAGUGAAACACCUCAUCGAAAAUUUGAGUAUAAAUAUUCCUUUAAACCACCGUAUCUCGCACAAAUAGAUGGAAGCGUGCCUUUCUGGGAGUACGGAGGAAAUGCGAUUGCUAGUGCAGAGAAUGUUAGAGUAGCCCCAUCAUUGAAAAGUCAAAAAGGUGCAAUAUGGGUAAAACAGCCAAUUACCUUUGAUUGGUGGGCUGUAGAGUUGAUAUUUAGAGUAACAGGAAGGGCAAGAAUUGGAGCAGAUGGUUUAGCAUUUUGGUACACCAGUUCAAAGGGUGCCUAUAAUGGUACUGUUUUUGGUAGUUCUGAUCAGUGGAAUGGACUCGGAAUAUUCUUUGAUUCCUUUGACAAUGACAAUAACCACAACAACCCCUAUAUUAUGGCUGUUCUCAACGAUGGCACAAAAACUUUUGAUCAUACUAAUGAUGGUACAACACAAUUAUCUGCUGGUUGCUUGCGAGAUUUUCGUAAUAAACCAUUUGCUACAAGAGCAAAAAUUGAGUAUUAUCGAAAUGUUUUAACAGUAUUAUUCCAUAAUGGGAUGACAAACAAUGAACAAGAUUAUGGGAUUUGUUUCCAAGUUGAAAGUGUAUAUUUACCAAAGGGUGGAUAUUUUGGUGUUUCGGCUGCUACUGGUGGUUUGGCUGAUGAUCAUGAUGUUUCUCAUUUCUUAACACAUUCUCUAUAUCCUCCUGGUCAGUUGAGACCUGACGAACAGAAAAUUUCAUUAGAAGAACAACAAAAACUUAGUCAAGAAUUCUUAGAUUAUCAAAAAAAAUUAGAACAACAAAAAGAGGAAUACCGUAGAGAUCAUCCAGACGAACAUCUUGAAAAAGAAGAAUUUGAUGAAUAUUUUGAAAAUGAAAAUCAGAGAGAAUUAAGACAAAUCUUUGCUGGCCAAAGCGAAAUGUUUGUUAUAUUGCGUGAACUUAAUAAAAGAUUAGAUGAGGUAGUUGGAAAACAGGAAAGAUCUUUACAUUUAAUAUCUCAACUUCAAGUAGGAGGUAUGCAGGUAGGAGGUCAACCAGGGCAGCAAAUUCAACUGACUGACACAAUACGUCGACAAGAAGUCGACACCCUAUUGGGCAACCAGAAUGUUAUAUUAAAUAUAGCCAAAGAAAUUAAAUCCUUUGUGAACGAAGUUUAUUCUAAGACUGACACUAUUCUUAAUAAUCAGGCUCGUGCUCCAACAGCUCAGGUACAACAAAUGGGAUACGAUUAUCACUCUGUUAUUUCGGAAAUGCAAGAUGGAAUUAAUACUUUAAAAAGAGAGAUCGGACAAGUAAAUACUAAAUUAAAUAGUGGAAAUACAGAUUGUCCUACAACAAAUUGUUUAACAACGACAAUGUUCUUACUUUUCGUGGCAGUUCAAAUGAUCAUCUUGUUCGCAUACAGCAUGUACCGAGACAAUAAGGAAGCACAGGCGAAGAAGUUAUAUUAAUGUUUAUUUUUAAUCCUACAGUACAGAAGUAAAGAUACAGAAUUAAAUUUGUACCUUUAUGCACUGAUUCAAUAUUUGUAUCCAUGGAGUAUGCAUUUUGUUGAACAUUUGUAUAAUAAAUGCAUUCUUCAUCCGAAUUAGAUUUAACAAAGUGGCACGGCAAUCUGUGGCCCUGGAACAUGGUAAAAAGGUAAUCAUUGAUCGUGCUCAGUUUUGUAUAAUUCAAUCAUUUCAAAUAUUUUUUUCUACUCGUCAUUACAAAUUAUAGACAUAGCCAUAAAAAUACUACAAAAUAUGCGACAUUAAUCUGAAAAUGAGAUUAUGAGUUAAAUAAUAGGACUCUUGGAAUGUGAGACAGUUUAUCGUGAUUUACUUAAAGGAUUAUGUGUAAUAUAUAUUUUUUUAUCGUCAUUCGUUAAGAACGUUUUGCGCUACGCGCGCACCAUCUUUUUGCUAGUUUUGUUUUACAGAUUCCUUUCCUUUUUUUACAUAAAAAUUUUUUAGUAGUGUUACAUGAAAUAUACUGUAUAAAUAUUUAUACGAUUUUUGUAUGGGAAUUGGCAUAUCAGCAAAUGAAGGCUGAAACAUUUCUCUAAAAUAUCACUUUUGUAAGAUGGUAUUUAUCGAUCUGGUACUACAUUCCCUUAGACGAACAAAUGUAUAGGUAAGCUCAACGUCUUUAACGUGACAAAUACUACAAAUUAAAAGUAUGAAAUCAUAAAUAUACAUAAAUAUAGAGUAUAUAUUUAUACUCUACCGUACUCUUGCACUAUUGGUGAAAGUGAUGUCGAAUAAUCAUAACAUUCUUGAUACUGUAAAAAAACAUUUUGUUAAACAAACAUGUAUUUAGUAUGGUGUAUCGAGUAGAUAAUAUAGAAAGGAGGAACUCGAAUUAUUCGCAAGCUCGGUAUUCCUAUUAACAUUAUUGCAUUUGGAAAAGUUUAUCGAAGAUUGUAAAUGUAUAAUGAAAUAUAUCUGAUAAUAAAAAUA
Colletes gigas is the source of this 2676-nucleotide messenger RNA. It is a transcript of the gene ergic53, whose product is annotated as protein ERGIC-53. NCBI's taxonomy places the organism in Eukaryota, Metazoa, Arthropoda, Insecta, Hymenoptera, Colletidae. The record is from RefSeq and is a predicted model, not a curated record. Gene Ontology annotation, biological process: endoplasmic reticulum organization; endoplasmic reticulum to Golgi vesicle-mediated transport; Golgi organization. Gene Ontology annotation, molecular function: D-mannose binding. The transcript is spliced from 11 exons. Gene Ontology annotation, cellular component: Golgi membrane; COPII-coated ER to Golgi transport vesicle; endoplasmic reticulum membrane.